AUGUGCAGCCAGUUGCACUUCCAACAAGUGCACCCUUCAGGCUUCCUCACAGUGCUUGAUUUCUGCUUCCCAAUGGUCCAACACAAGCCUAUGCAUGAAGGGAUAGGCAGUGUCUCUGGCACCUUGGCUACUACUAUGGCAAUCAUAUACAGAGGGACAGAUGAAGUGGCCAAUGGCCUGCCAGCUUGUGGGGAUGACAUCAAUAGCAUCAAAGAGAAGAUUGUGCAUUGGUGCCACUUUCUAAGUAUUAAUCCUUUGGUCCUUAUCUCUAUAUGUCACAUUCUUGGUUUCAAUAACAAGCACAUAGGAAAACUGUUGUGCUCUGAAAAUUAUGACUAUUCUGAUCCAUUCCUUCAAGAGUUCAAAAUGGCCUUUGUGACAGUUAGCAUUCCAUCAAUUAUAUAUGUUGUGACAUUGGGUAGCAUGUCCUGUGGUCACAAGUCUCAAUUCUCUUAUAAAGCAUUUUACAACAAUAUUGUUAGAACGACCUUUGAAGCACUUGAUGAUGGUAAACUGGCAGCAUUGCAUAUAUUCUCGGACAUCAUAGAUUGUGACAAGGGGGAUGAGGGUGAGGAUAGUGUGAUAACAAUGAUGAAGGCUCAGACAGCAGCAAGAAGGGCAGCUACUAGUACAGUAUAA
This is a messenger RNA of Suillus plorans, 639 nucleotides long. RefSeq lists its product as uncharacterized. The transcript has 7 exons. The coding region runs from base 1 to 639 and encodes 212 amino acids. NCBI's taxonomy places the organism in Eukaryota, Fungi, Basidiomycota, Agaricomycetes, Boletales, Suillaceae. The record is from RefSeq and is a predicted model, not a curated record.